CUGUAGCAGUGACUGACUGAACUGUUGGGAAAUAUAAAAACACAAAAAUAGCAAGACUGAAGAAAACAUCCUUAGUUUGUCAAAUGUUUAAUUAUAGGUUGUGAACUGCCACAUCAGGAACUAAAUCACUGCUGCAGACAUCAGGAUCAAGAAGCAUGGAGGAUUCUUGCCUGGUCAGAUGUGACAGCCUGGAUGCUGGGUCAGGGUGUGACACGGAGGUGAUGAUCCCCAUCGAACAUAUGACCCUUGACCCUGAGAACUCGGAUCCCACAGCCAAUCUCGAGCCUUCAGCAGCAGAACUGGCUCAGUGUGAGGCCGAAGUAGGCACGCUGCUCAGCAUCAUCGCUGACCUGAACAAGAAGAUGGGGUCAUUAAAGGCACCAAGUGAACCAGGGGACCUGAGAUCACCAGGACCAUCCAGGCCUCUGGUUCCAGACCUCCUGUCCCACAGGCUGGUCAGGAGAAGCCCAGAGAGGAGCAUCGCCUCCACUGCCACGUCUGACCCUCCACUGACUGACAGAGGGGGCGGUGGAGUAGUCUGGACUCAACUCCAGGAGGUUUUAUCAUCAGUGGAGGACUCUAUCAGCUGUAAAAGGUCUUGGGCCGCCCCCAUCACAGCCUCUGACCAGCACAAACACAGAGAGCACCUGAGAGCGGCCCAGGAGAGCUGGUUUAAAGCCACUCAGAUACUGGAGGAGAUGGAAACAGAGUUUGGGAUUUCGUGCCCACCAGGCCUCCCAAAGGAACAGUAUCAGGAGGACCUCCUGGAUCUGGAGAAGCGGGACUCUGCUCUCAGAGGCACCUUACAGGGUCACCAGGAGGAGCUGGAGAGAGCACAGAGCAACAUCACUCAUAUGGAGGAGAAGAACAAGCUGGUCGGUCUCCAUAAAGCCUGGAGGUCAGGCAGUCGCUCUCCUUCCUACCGACCCACUGCUGGGGCUCUCAGUCCAGACUGGGCGUCUCCUCCAUUCCCUGGUUCACCGUUACUCUACAGAAGAGCAGCCAGAGCGAUGACACCUCUGUCUGUGGGUGGGGAUGGUUCUCCAGUCGGCUCUGUUAACUCGUGCAGUCCCUGUCCGAGCCCCAUCAGCCUGGAGUCUGAGACAGAGCGACUGAACAGGUGCAUUGAGAGGCUGAGGGCCAGAAAUGAACGGCUGACUGCAGCUCUGGAGCGAAGGAAGGGAGAGUCAGAGCAGAUCAGUUUAACACUAAACAGACUUGAGGCUGACUGCUCUGCCCUGCAGAUGGCUCUCAGAUACUGUGAGGAGUGCGAGGAGGCCUACAGCGAGCUGCUGUCACUUUAUGACGCCAAGAAGCAGCAAGGCAUUCCUCUGCAGACGGACUCAGCAGAGGUCGGUGACAAGCAGCAGCCCGACAGGCCAUCAGCUCAGCUCUUGAAAAUGGGAACUGAGGAGCUGUCCACCUCCUUCUCAACAGCAGGGGUCACAGAGGAGACGGAAACACGGAGUCACACAGAGCAGAGAUCACUCACUACCCAUAAACCCUUCAGGACAUCUGAACAGCCAGAGCGAGAGGCUGUUCUCCGUCAGCAAAUCGAGCGCCUAAAGAAGGAGCGGGCAGCCCUUCGUCUACCUAAGCCAAGCCCAGGAACUGUGAGCGAAAUGAGCCCUGAAACUGGUCUCCCAGCUGGAUCAAGAGGGGGACAUGUGAUGAAAGAAAACACCAAACCUCCUGAUACCAAGAAAGAGAAAGCUUCUCUGUUCUAUGAGCUCAUCUCUGUCAGGGAGGAGAUGUCAGAUCUGCGAGCUUUAAUCCGCCUCAAGGAGAAAGAGCUGAGGUGUCUGGAGUGGGGUUUAAUGGCCCAGAAGGCCCAGGAAGCAGCUGGAGCGUUCGUUCCAGAAAGCCUCCGAGAGGAGAUGGAGGAUCGUAAGACCGAACAACAGAGGCUCAGUGAAAAUGCAGCUAAGUUAGGAGGUGAUGGGGACAUUGCUGAUCCUCGAUCCAGACCCAUUCUGAAAGAACUGCAGGCCGUCCUGCAAAGGGAACAAGCCCUGAAAAAGAGACUGGCUUUAGUCCAAGACUCACUGAACACAGCUCUGUCAGACAGCACCUCCCACAGGAGGGAUAACGGAGAGCAGAUCGCUCGGCUCACACAAGCUCACAGUAAAGCCUUGAGCUCAUACCGGCAGAUUCGCAGGAAAUACCGUGAGCAUGUGUGGCGGCUGGAGCAGAAAGUGGCGGCCAUGACGGAGAGUCACCACCACCAGAGUGGCGCUCAGAAAGCUGCAGGGGAGGCCUUGGAGUGGAGGAGGGAAGAGACCGUUCUGUGAUGUGAGUCUUCAGACAGAGGAUCAGCGUCAUAAAAGUCACAUUUAUCCACAUCAACUAUAACAGACAGUACUUCUGAAUUCAAGACACUCACAUGUUUUUUUUAUGAUUUGUCAACUUAUUGCUCCAUUUAGACAGAAGCAUCAUCACUGCAGAAUUACAUUUUUCAGCCAUGACAGCAGUCUUGUUAAAUGGAUGGCCCUGGUGAUUAAUCCUGCUGACCUUGUUGAUCCUCUGACUCUUCCUCUCACGCCACCAAAAGUUUGAAACUUGUGGCUUUGAGUGAAAUGGCCAACAACAAUUAGAUGGAUCACCAUGAAUUUUAGUUAACGCAUUAAUUUUCUGUUCAGAAUAAAUUGUAAGAACUAAUCCUUGAAAAGUCCUAUAUUAUAAAUAGUUCAAUUUUCAUGUCUUUGGAAACUUUCAAAACUCUGAAUCCAACAAGAAAUGCACAAAGUCCGAACUGUGAAACUGUGCCUUUAAAAUGAAGUUGUGAUGUCAUAACUUAACCAAAGAGGAAGACACUGCAGCUAUUGUGCUGUUAUGGUCAUUACACAGCUGCAGUGACGGUGCAGAAACACCAAAACACAGAUGUGGAAGACCCUCAAACAAUGACCUAUCAGAGCAGAUUUUCUGGAGGUGGGCUUGAGACAAAUACAGGUAUACUCAGGAAAUCAAUAUGAGGUAAAUAAUUGUGCUUUUUUCAACACUAAAGCAUGCAAACAUGUUUUAGGAGAAACCUCCAAAGUAAGUUUCACCCUGAAAAUGAGCAUAAUGUGGGACCUUUAAAUUUUCAUCAAACCCAGUAUCAGGUCAAAAAACUACAAUUGUCCAAUAUGUAAUAAAAAAAAAUAUAUUAAAAAGUUUAUAUUAACUGAGUGAACAAGAGAGAAAUCAGGGGAGAUAUGUGACAAUUAACACUAAAUUUUCUACCCUUGAAAAGAAAUAUGUACCUAUUCAUCUAUUUAUCUGUCAACCCAUCAAUGACAUCUAUAUCAGUCCGUUCAUUUAUUCACUGAAGAGGUAAAUAGAGUAUUUAGGGCAGUAGAACAUAGAGCGCACUGUCAGUUUUUCAGUCUUUUUUAACCCUUGUGGGAGUCACCAAUAAAACGAACAGGAAUCCAAAGCUUAACUUGUCUAACAGGACUCACACGUCACACGACACAUUCCUUAUUUCAGAGAAGCAGCUGUCAUGCAGUCAUGAAAGUGCGAGGCUGAUUCAAGGACUGAACACUGUGAGGACCUCGGGACUGACCUCGAGAGCUCACAUGUCCUUUUUCCCGUACAAGCUGACUGUAUAAAGCCAGUCCCCUCCAGCCGCACUGCCGUCACAAAGCUCAGAGAGGGGGGAUGGGGGCCAGGACAAUGGCUGAUGUGCUCACAAAAUGUACGUCAUAGAUCUCUACAUCUUGCUCCCUUCUGCUAUUUCCACCUCUUUUAAUGGUCAGUGCAGCCAAAUCACACCAAAAACAUGUUUCCAUGUUUCCUUUAUUUCUAGCAGCCAUGCAAAUAAUUCUAUACAGCUUGUUAGUAAAUUACUUGCUAAACAAAUAAAACUUUAUAUUUGGGACUUGUUUAAAAUGAUUUACAACUUCAGUAGGAAUGAAUGGGCUUCCAGCUAAGAGCUACAGACCGGUUAGAGAAGUUAGACGGUGUAAAGAUGACAAUUUACAAUCCAACAAGAUGUUGGAGGCUCUGCAGCAACCUGGAGGGAAACCUUACUUGUGUGUCUUGAUAGUAUAAAAAACAUAGCCUAAUGGGAUUUCCCAUUCUUAACGGCCAAAAAGAUAACUUACAAAAAAAUUUUCUUGGUGCCAACAAAAAUGGUAGGCUAUAAGAUGAAAUUAGUGUAAAACUCAUCCUCUCGGAAAGAGCAAUGGCUUAAAGUUAGAUUUUUUUAAAAGGAAAAAGAGCACUCCACUGAUAAAUCAUUGCACUCCUGCAACAUUUCUGAUUUUCACAAUAGACGGGACCAAAACCAAUGCAGCAGAACCAGAGAUAUCGACUUUUUCAUUCCACACAUUCUCCUUCAUUGUUAAUACCUGGUGCCUACAUUACCCACAAUGCAACUUAACCAUCAACAGUUAGAUCAGAGACUCAGAGGUGUGUCCUGCUAGUAGUGGCUAAUGUAGCCUCAAGCAGAGGCAGAAAUACUGUACAUGAAACUGUACUGAUUCUUAUUUAAAAUGCUGUAUUAAAAAUUAACAAUACUGUUGAAUAGGCUCAUGUUAUACAUUGUAACUAUCAAAGAGAAUAUAUGUAUAUAUGUCUAACUUUUUGUCAUAUAUUAUGUUGUAUUUGUCUUUCUGUUG
Plectropomus leopardus (leopard coralgrouper) is the source of this 4601-nucleotide messenger RNA. RefSeq names its product Usher syndrome 1C binding protein 1 (gene ushbp1). The record is from RefSeq and is a predicted model, not a curated record. Lineage: Eukaryota; Metazoa; Chordata; Actinopteri; Perciformes; Serranidae.